GUGAUUUAAUUUUACGCGGCGCGUUUCUCGCGAGAUCAACGCGGACGUAGAAAUAAACAGAAGAAAGGAGAAGUAGUGUUGAGUGGACGCAUAAUUUCGUUAUGGCUUCGCCGAAUAAGAAGGUAAAAAAACCCGAGGAUCCCGGGGAUGAUACGGAAGGACGAGACUACGACCUUGGAAUUCAAAAGGCCCUGGAGGAGAUAGACGGCUGUCAGAAUCAAAUCGAUGGACUCAACGAGAAGGCGAGCGACGAGAUCCUCGAAGUCGAGAAGAAAUACAACAAACUGCGCAAGCCUUACUUCCAAAAGCGAAAUGAUAUCAUCAAGAGGAUACCCCAAUUCUGGGUCACUGCUUUUGUUAAUAAUAAAAAAAUAGCUGACAUCCUAGAAGAGGAAGAAGAAGAGGCCCUUCGAUACUUGAAUAAAUUGGAGGUGGAGGAGUUUGAGGACAUAAAAUCCGGCUACAGAAUCAAUUUCCACUUUGAGGAAAAUCCGUACUUUGAAAAUGACGUUCUGACCAAGGAAUUUCACCUAGGCUCAUCAGGAGAUCCAGCCUCGCACAGCACGACAAUUCGUUGGAAAGAAGGGGCAGAUUUAGUGAAAAGCGCAAAGGCCAAGGCUGCUAUUAAGGGUAGAAAAAGGCCGCUUAUUCACCGAACGUUUUUCACCUGGUUCGCGGAUCACGGCGAUCCAAGUUCAGAUGAAAUCGCUGAACUUAUCAAAGACGACCUGUGGCCCAAUCCCUUACAGUAUUAUUUGGCUCCCGACAUUGAUGGUGAGAAUGGAAUCGAUGGUGAUGGAGAGGAAGGUGACAGUGAGGAGGAAGAGGAGGAGGAGGAUGGAGUAGGAGAAGAGGGUGAGGAAGGUGUCGAGGUUGAGGAAGGCGAGGACAGUGUAGAAAUCAUGGAAGACGGACCGGAAGAAGAAGAGGAAGAGGAAGAAGAGGAGGAGGUCGUGAAUGAAAAUGAAGAUGGUGAAGAACCUGAAUAGAUACAAAAGGUAAACCCUAUGGUACAGAACAACCGGCAAACAUUUCGAAAGAACAAUUUAAGAAACGGAAACAUUCUCGCAGAGAAAUGUAGAGUAAGGUUUUUCGCGCGCAAUUACAAACACCUGCCUGGAGUCAUUAUAUAUUUUA
Molecule: messenger RNA, 1137 nt
Organism: Belonocnema kinseyi
Lineage: Eukaryota; Metazoa; Arthropoda; Insecta; Hymenoptera; Cynipidae
Gene: Set
Product: protein SET
Exons: 5
Coding region: 102-989 (295 amino acids)
Biological process (GO): nucleosome assembly
Cellular component (GO): chromatin; nucleus
Molecular function (GO): histone binding; chromatin binding
Source: RefSeq, a predicted model, not a curated record